Messenger RNA from Myripristis murdjan (pinecone soldierfish), 1403 nucleotides. RefSeq names its product RAD1 homolog (S. pombe) (gene rad1). Gene Ontology annotation, biological process: DNA repair; DNA damage checkpoint signaling. NCBI's taxonomy places the organism in Eukaryota, Metazoa, Chordata, Actinopteri, Holocentriformes, Holocentridae. Gene Ontology annotation, cellular component: nucleus; checkpoint clamp complex. The transcript has 7 exons. The record is from RefSeq and is a predicted model, not a curated record. Bases 150 to 989 code for a protein of 279 amino acids.
AGCAGACAGCCGGAAGUGUCGGCUUUACAUGGCGCCCUUCUUCAAAACACAGCAAAAGGUUCAUUUUUGUAGUUUUGCAUAGACGUCGCCAUUAAAACUCAUGAAGAGGAAUAAGAACAAGAUCGUUUAAAGUUGUACGCACCGCAGCCAUGCCUCUGUCCACCCAGUCCCAAGCCGACGAGGGGCAGUACACUCUGGUGGCCAGUCUGGAUAACGCCCGCAAUCUGUCCAACAUACUGAAAGCCAUCACCUUCAAGGACCAUGCCAUCUUCAGUGCCACCCCCAACGGGCUGAAGGUCACUGUGGAAGACAACAAGACCCUGCAGGCCAAUGCCUUCAUUCAGGCUGAGAUCUUCCAAGAGUUCACCAUCAGGGAAGAUUCAGUGGGGUUUCAAGUCAACCUCACUGUUCUGCUGGACUGCCUCACAAUCUUUGGAGGAAGCACGGUACCAGGAGUGACCACAUCCCUGCGGAUGUGCUACAUGGGGUACGGCUACCCGCUGACCCUCUUCCUGGAGGAGGGUGGGGUGGUGACUGUGUGUAAAAUCAACACACAAGAACCUGAAGAGCCUAUCGACUUUGACUUCUGCAGCACUAACGUCACAAACAAGGUGAUCCUGCAGUCAGAGAGUCUGAAGGAAGCGUUCUCAGAGCUGGACAUGACCAGUGAGGUGCUACAGAUCACCAUGUCGCCCAGCCAGCCGUACUUCAGGUUGUCCACCUUUGGGAAUUCGGGAAAUGCUCACUACGAUUACCCAAAAGACUCAGACAUGGUGGAGCUGUUCCAGUGCACCAAGACACAGACCAGCAGGUACAAGAUGUCGCUGCUGAAGCCGUCCACCAAGGCACUGGCUUUAUCUUGCAAAGUGUCCGUGAGGACAGACAGCAGAGGCUUCCUGUCCCUGCAGUACCUCGUCAGGAACGAUGAUGGACAGAUAUGCUUUGUAGAAUAUUAUUGCUGCCCUGAUGAGGAGGUGCAGGAGGAGUGAUGACAGCCCUUCAAACUGGCUUUUAGAUGGAACAUGGUAUUUACCCCUGACAAGCACAAGAGUGAUAAGAGCAAAUGUCUGCUCUCUGUUUGAGAGCCCUUCACCCUUACAGUAGGAAUGGUGUUGGAAUUGCCGAGCACACCCAGCACUACACACUGUACAGUGUUAUGCUUCAUGAUUGUUUAUUUGCUAAUUAUAUUUCUAUUUGUCUGAACACACAUCCUAAGUUUUCAGUGAAUGUUGUAAAUAUUCCUAAUGCUUCUGCCUUUGGCCCUUUUGUAUGAUACAUGCUGAUAUUGUUGAGUUCUCUGACCCAAGAGUGAUUGGACAUGUCAGUUUGCACGUGUUGUGGCCAAAGCCUCUACUGUACAUGCCUUGACAUAUUUAAGUAAAAAAAAAGUAAUUAUUCUUUAA